ACAAAACUUACUACACCGAGAAACACUUUCAAAUAAAUAAAUUCCAAAACAAAUUUCAGUUCAUAAUACUCUACUACAAAUACCACCACCUCCUUCAAACAAACUUAUUAUACUUUUACUUACUUUCUUUUAUACAUUUCCGUUUCCUGUUUUCAAAACUUGUUUAUUACUAUUAUUACUAAUUUCUAACAACAAGUAUACAAGAUGCUAUUUUCUUUAUGUUGUGUUUAUGUUGAAGCAUUUUAUUUUAAAGACUUUUAGUUUAUUUAAUUUUAAUAAAAAGUCUGUCGUUUUACUAAUAAUGUGUUUUUUUCCAUCUGAUUCUGUGUCUAUUUAUAUAAUUUCUCAAUUAUUACAACAACAACAAAAACAGGCUCUUCAAGGUUCGGUUAAAUUGGAGGGUGAUGUUAUAACUGCGAAUGGUUCCAUAUUGAGUGGUUAUGAAGGACAUGAUGGUCAAUCAUUUAGUGGAUCAAAUGUAUCGUCAAUGUGUUCAUGUCGUUGUGCAUGUUUUAGUGCAAAACGACAUAAAAGACAAUUAAAUUCCUACCAAGAUAAUACGCAUCAAAUGAAAGACAGACGUUCUCCAUCAUCACAUAUGCGUCAUUUGUUACCCGAAGUUGUUCCAAUGCAGGAUUUAGGCUACGAUUCGCAUAGUCUCAAUCAUCCAUUAGAUGGUGUUGAUGUAGUUGAUACAACUACAUGCUCUCAGCCUCAAUUGCUUAAACGAAAUGUUCUUUAUUAUCAUUUCAAUAUAAUAUUUAACCAAAAAAAUAAAAAGUAA
Lucilia sericata (common green bottle fly) is the source of this 784-nucleotide messenger RNA. RefSeq lists its product as uncharacterized. Bases 230 to 784 code for a protein of 184 amino acids. The transcript has 4 exons. The record is from RefSeq and is a predicted model, not a curated record. NCBI's taxonomy places the organism in Eukaryota, Metazoa, Arthropoda, Insecta, Diptera, Calliphoridae.